Messenger RNA from Kuraishia capsulata CBS 1993, 675 nucleotides. RefSeq lists its product as uncharacterized. The record is from RefSeq and is a predicted model, not a curated record. NCBI's taxonomy places the organism in Eukaryota, Fungi, Ascomycota, Pichiomycetes, Pichiales, Pichiaceae. Gene Ontology annotation, biological process: endoplasmic reticulum to Golgi vesicle-mediated transport; regulation of GTPase activity. Bases 1 to 675 code for a protein of 224 amino acids. The transcript has 2 exons. Gene Ontology annotation, cellular component: TRAPP complex; cis-Golgi network; trans-Golgi network.
AUGAGUACCUCAAAUGUGGCUGUAAACGAAGCUGGCAAUGAUUUGUUCAGAAAAGAAGUCAACACGCUAUGCUUGGACUAUUUGUUGAUGGAAACCAUCCCUCUCUCGUUGAGGGUGACCAAGACACUGAGCGAUAGCUCAAAGGGUGUUCCGACGCAAGGCAUACGCCAACUCAAGAUUGACCCCAAGAAACCGGAAGAGGAGGAUUUGCUGUUUCGUUCAGGCGGAAUCGAUAUAUUACUGGAUGAUACCGCUAUCCAGGAUGAGAACAGCAUAUUCAGGAUCGAGAGCUACGGUUACGAGAUAGGUACCAAACUUGCAGACUGUCUGAUUUACAUGAAAAGCGAUGGGAAUCUCCAGAUAUCACAGCCAUUGGAUAUAAUGAAGUUCAUAUGCCGUGAUGUGUGGAAAUUGUUGUAUUCGAAACAGAUGGACAACUUGAGGACCAACCACAGCGGAACGUUUGUGCUGAUUGACCAUAACUUCAGGCUGAUCUCGAACAUGGCAAGCCCACUAGGAGACCCUGACACUUUGAAGAGAGCUUCAUUGUACCUCUGGUUCCCAUGCGGAAUCAUACGCGGAAUCCUCUUCAGUCUAGGACUGGAGGCAUCAGUUCAUGCGGAAAUUACCCAAUUCCCCUCGGUUUCCUUCAACAUACAAACUAACCAAAGCUAG